GCGGUGCGAGCGAGUGGACUUGGUCCACAGCCCCAGUAGGCUACGCAUAGAAAGAGAGAGAGUCGGGUAGCUCAGCUGCAAGUGCAGUAUCUGAGGUUUGCGGCAUAUAUUCCAAACAGCUUGGAGGAGUGUGGAAGAAACCGUCUAGUCAAGCCAACUCCAAACAAACUGCAUUAUACGUGUUUUCGCGGUCAGGUGCUUAGGCUUGCGGGUUUUACAACAUCGUUUUUGUUGAUAGCCUGUAUUUUAAUACAUCUUUGCAAAUGGCAAGUCCGUCUGCAGAUAUAGGACAGCCACACCAGCGACAUCCUCCCGAAUCGGCCUCGGAGCCAGCGUUUCUAGAAGCGCAGAAAUGGAUUGAGGCAGUCACAGGCAGAGGCUUUUGCGACAAGGACUUCAGGGGAGGCCUGGAGAAUGGGAUCCUGCUGUGCGAGUUGUUGAGCUCCAUCAAACCUGGCUUGGUGAAGAAAAUCAACAGAUUACCCACUCCGAUUGCUGGCCUGGACAACCUGAGUGUCUUCCUGCGUGGCUGUGAGGAGCUGGGGCUGAAGGGCUCGCAGUUGUUUGACCCUGGGGACCUGCAGGUCGCGUCCACACGCCCAAACGCCAAGUUCGCAGACUGCAGCAGGAAGCUGAAGAAUGUUCUAGUAACCAUAUAUUGGCUGGGUCGGGCUGCCAACAGCUGCACCUCCUACAACGGGCCCACACUGGACCUGAAGGAGUUUGAAGGCCUGCUGUCACAGAUGCGAAAGGAGGCAGACGACACAGAGAGCCCACAACGCAGCAUACGGGACAGCGGCUACGUCGACUGCUGGGACUCAGAGCGCAGCGAUUCGCUCUCCCCGCCACGUCACGGCCGGGAGGACUCUUUCGACAGCCUGGACUCGUUCGGCUCACGCUCCAGACAGACUCCCUCGCCGGACGUACCGGUCGCCCGCGGCAUCGGCAGUGAUGGUCGUGGCAGCGACUCGGAGUCCGACGCUGGACCCCACGGGGGCAGGAAGCUGCCAGACAUACGCAAGGACGACAUGCUGGCACGGCGGACAUCUGUCAGCGAGCCCCGAGUGCUAGUGCCCUUCAACCAGUACCUGCCCAACAAGAGCAAUGCCAGUGGCUAUGUGCCCACACCUCUGCGACGCAAGAGGGGUGACCGAGAGGGCCGGGAAGAGGCUAGCGGAGGGGGCGGAGGCAGCCGCAAGAGCUGGAGUACCGCCACCUCACCCAUAGGGGGCGAGAAACCAUUUAGUCCAACUGUCCAAGUCCCCACCCUAGAGGUACCCCGAGUUAUAGCUCCUAUAGUACCCCGACCCCCCGAGCCCCAAUCCCAGCCCCUUCCCCAACCACAGAAUCGGUCGGAAGAAAGACGGAACGGGAAGGAAUACACGGAGGACAGGAAAGAGGAGGGGGGAAUGAUCUCUGCCUGCCCCUGGAGACAGGAGAGGAAUGGGAGGGAGGAGGAGUUUGAAUGCCGCCUCUACGCCCCACCUCUGCGCUCACAGUCCCCGUCACUCACACACGGAGAGACUGAUUUGAACCUCAAAGUGACCGCUCAGCAAAGUAGCCCUGCCCGCUCAUGCUCUGAGGAGCUGUACCGCCCAUCGUCCUUGACGACCAGCUCUAUGACGACCUCCAUUGUUGUGACGAGUCCCCUCAGCCCAAGCCCGGGCACUAGCAGGAAGUUACCUCCCCUUCCUGUGGUCUACUGCGGGGAGGCGGGGCCAAAGAAGAAGGGGAUGACCCUAUCCUUGAGGACAGACACAGGAAGGAAGGAUAACAGCGGCACCGCCAGCCCGAGCCAGUUCCUUCCCGUUCCUGUAGCCGUGGCGACCACAACACUGACGGUCGCCUGCCAGGGUCGCACAGAAAGGUCCGAGGUCGAAGAUCGCAAGUGCAACAAACCGCCGGUGGCGAGACGUCCAUCUUGGCUUGCAGACAACCAUCCACCAACAUUCAGUCACAGAGCUGCUAGUGUGUCAGACGGCUCAGAGAGUGUGAGUAUGAUUGACAUGCGCUGCGAGGAGGACGCCAUUCUGCCAGCGCACAGCCAGGCUCGCCACGAGCUCAUGCACAACCAGUACAACAUGCUGAAGGAGGAAGAGGACCACUGGCAGGAUGAUCUGGCCCGCUGGAAGAGUCGCAGGAGAAGCGUCUCCCAGGACCUCAUCAAGAAGGAAGAGGAGAGGAAGAUGAUGGAGAAGCUGAUGACUGGCGAUGGUGGGGCCACUUCUCAGAGGAGGAAGAGCAUCAAGACCUACAGGGAGAUUGUGGAGGAGAAGGAGCGGCGUGAGAAUGAGCUCCGCGAGGCCUACCGGUCAGCCCGCACCCCGGAGGAGGCGGCUGCGGUGCUCCAUCGCUACGCCCAACGCUUCACCAUCAGCGAGGCAGUGCUGGAACGUCUGCAGCUUCCCAAACUGCUGGACCGGAGCGUGUCCGAUGACCCUUCUGCCGCCACGCGUCUUCCCCUAACUCCGACCUCCUGCCCUCCGACGCCCGCAUCCCCAGAAGACGAUCCGAAUGGCCCCAUGAAGUACCUGAGGCAGCAGUCGCUCCCCGCGCCCAAGUUCACCGCCACUGUUGAGGCCAGGGUGCUGGGGUUCCCCCAGGGUCAGUCGCAUCGGCCCCAGAUACGGUCACGCACGCCCGAACCGAACCCCACAGCCCGGGGGGUUUCGACCAAGUCGGUGCCUUUGCUGACGCCCAAGCCUUACAUCCAACCCAAGGGAAUGCAGACCCAGGCCCCAGCCCGGCCUGGCAAGGUCGACGGCUUGCUACGAGUGAAUGGCGAAACAGGGAAUGACGAGGUCACCACUCCAGAGAGCGAGGGGAGGACCUCCCCGCUACGAUUCUACCCUUGCCCCGACACACCGACAGCCUCCUUUGACCCAUUUGACACGCCCCCGCGUGCGGCAACUCCCCAACCCGCACAGAGCCCAUCCCCCAGGGCGAGCCAAUCACCAGCCAUUCCAGUGGACGCGGAGGUUGGUUCAAGCACAAGCACCAUGGUCCCACCUUCUUCUGUGUCAGGGGAAGGUGUCGCCCAGGAGAGUAAAACAUGGGAGUCUGCCCCGCCGAGCCGACCCACCUCCCUUCCCGUGGAGCUACAGAGUGCAGGGGGCAUGGUGGAUGCGGGAGGGAUGUCUGCUGCAGGGACACUGGAGGAGGAGGAGCCGAACACAGCAGAGGCCGCAGCAAAGCCUUCUCCAGCUACAGUGUCUCAACAAGAUUCCAAGGGACAAACAGAGGUGUGUAUGAAUGCCAAAGAAGCCAGACCUGACACCCCACCUCUCGUCCAAUCAGAACCCACAAAGCAGCAAGCAGCACUGAUGAAUGCACAGGUCAGACAGCCCAGCCUGGCGUCUUCUCAGAGACCAGAGGAAGUUGCCGCCUUGGCUGAUCCAGGACCUGUCGGAAACACACUCCGAUGUGAAGCGCCCACAACGGAGCUGACUGACAUUGCCAGUUAUCCGCUAGAACCCGGCAAUCCUAGGUUAGGCCGACGUCGAGAGUUCUUCACCCCGUCAGAGGGGGCAGAGAAAGAGCUUGGUAAAGUAGCGGUCACUCAGGUGUCAUCCCCGAUAGUGACCCAGGCUAAGCGGGGUGACCGCUGGUCUUGGGACCCAGAUGAGGAACGAAAGCGUCAGAAAAGGUGGCAGCAAGAGCAGGAGCGCAUGCUUCAGGAGAAGUACCGGAGGGAGCAGGAGAAGCUGAAACAGGAAUGGGAGAAGGCACAGAGGGAGGUAGAAGAGGAGGAGCGGAGGUACCAUGAGGAGGAGCGUAGGAUAUUAGAGGAGACUGUGACGCCCCUGACCCCACACUCAUCCGCCCUGCCCUCGCCCAUCCGGGGAGAAGCCCCCUUGUCCAUGGACCCCCAGGAUACCAUCGUCCGGUCGCUGGCCGACUGGGAACGCAAGCAGGAGCUGCUGGAGAGACAGGGGGGGAGCUCAGAGAGUGUGGAAUGGAAACAACGAGACAAUGACAGGAGUAGUGACAUCAGCACGGCGUCCAGAGACGACAGCAUGAAAACAGCAGUCAGCUCUAUCAGCCAAAAUAGCAGUCGGUCAGACAAGCUGACGCCCAGUAUUCAGAAUGGCCAAAGAGUGUCUCCCAAUACGGUUCUGCCCAACAAGAAACCACAACCGGAGAUGCUGUUGGACUGCACCAGACCCAGUCAGCAGACAGCCUCUCGGGACAGGAGGUGUGGCUCCAUUGAAACCAUGGCAGCCAGUCCAUCAAAGUCACCCACCACAUCCCCAUCCGACAUGCCUCCAUCUCCAAACAGGUCGGUGAGUGGUAAGAAGCUGUGCUCCAGUUGUGGUAACCCUCUGGGAAAAGGGGCGGCCAUGAUCAUUGAGACCCUCAGCCUUUACUUCCACAUCCAGUGCUUUAAGUGUGGCGUCUGUAAAGGCCAGCUGGGCGAUACUAGUACAGGGACAGACGUAAGGAUCCGGAAUGGCCUUCUCAACUGCCACCAAUGCUACAUUCGCUCUCGUUCUGCUGGCCAGCCAACCACAUUGUGACGAUGUUUGGUCAGUGGAAAGCGCAAGGAUCGCCGAGCAUUGGUUGGACCUUCAUCCCGCUUUUCUGGAUAGUCACGUCUGUGUGCAAUGUAUCUUGUCUGUCAAGACCUAUGUUGGGGAAUUUUGCAAUGUCCACAGUUUGUAACCCAUGAGUUACCUGACAUUAGAAGGUUUUAUGUUUGUGUGCGUGGAAUAAUAGCCAGACUGAUCAUAUGUGCCGUAUGAAUCAUAUUGGUCCUGUAUGAUCACAGCUUAAAGGUUCUCACUUCCUCCUUUCCACAUGCACCCAGAAGACCUAGGUAGGAUGGUGGUCAUUUUGCGUCAAAGCUCUGAUACUGUAAAUAUACAGUAAGCCUCCAUCACUGCAAAAACUCAUGAAAAUACCAAUGCGAUGUUAAGUCCAACCAUGGAAUUUGUCACUGGGCUAAAUAUUUGUUUGUUAGAAACCCAUUUAUUUGAAUUGAAAUAUUCUCUGGUAUCCAGGUUGUUGGGCCUUAAUUGUAUUUUGUUUUCGUAAUUUAAGCUUCUCCUUUGGUCGCUAAAGAAGGUUGUCAAGUUUUUGAAUUGAAGUUUCAAGUAACCAAUUGUUUUAGAAGUGUAGCCUAUUCCAUUUUGACUUUGUUAUUUAGGGGUUAUAUCUUGAUGGUCGAGCACUCUUACAAAAGCCUGAUGGUUUUUCCUGAUUUUGCGGUAAUCCAUAAUUAAUUCAAAAUCUUGGUUUAAAUUCUGGGAGGAAAACUGUUUGGCUGGCAUUAUUAUACUUUCAGGCAGCUCGAACAUUAUCUUAUGAUUUCUUCCAUACCGGUUGCUUUAAUACUGGAGACCAGUCAAACGUUGUAUUUUUCUCUCUUUCUUUGCUCGAUACAAAUAUCAGCUUACGAAGUUAGAUGUACUUGAUUUUAGAGCAAUAACAUUAUACUGAUGCAUGUGGUUGAGCAUGUGGAGGUAAACAAUUGUCAUAACCAAUUAAUGCUAAUUUACUAAACCUUUCGGUUUCCUUUUAACCGAAUCUCUUUAUGAAUUUCAUGCUUGGAAUGUCAUGAAACUUGUGCCUUAGUUAAGCAGGUGAUUGCACAUGCCAGGAUUGGGAGCCCAGACGGUGUCCAACAAGACUGGUAAGAAAUUAAGAAUGGGUUUUCCCAUUUGAGUAUGAUUGGAUUGGAUGGGAAGUUUCUGUCCAAAAAGUACUAAAUAUUUAGAGGACACUGCACCAGGGCUUAAAAUCAGUCACAGAUGUAUGUUAAUACUCCACUUUACUUUUUACUCAUGUCAUAGCAUACUGAACAGUUCAUUGUUUUCUUAUGAUUUCGUGAUUUGCAGUGGUAGCUGUUAAACUUUAAAAACGUCAUAUAUGAUAUAUGGUUAAAAUGUUUAAUACCAGCCCUUCGCAACAAAAAAAAACACCACUGAUUAAGUGUAUUGGAAUAUUAAUAUAUUAUAAUGAAUAUAGGCCUCUGUUGACGGUGGUGACGAUUUUGUUAAAUGCACAGCAGUACAGAACCAUUUUCAACAAAAUAAAUAAAUUUAGGCCAAGGUCUAGUUGUUGCUUUGUGAAAUUGAUGCUAACAUGUUCUUACCGGGAGCUGUACUUUACGUAAUAGUCUACAGUGAUGGUAAAUGCACGUUGGCCUAUAUACGACCAUUUCCUAUAUCAAAAUGAAUCCAUAGCAUACUCUUAUAUUGGACGUAUGAUCCUUUCUAAACGAGUAGCUAGCUUUCAAUUUUGCCCUGUCUCGUCUGGGUUCCUUUUUCUGAUAUACAGUAUUUUAAAGCUUCGGUUCUGAUUGCGUAUUUUUUUUACUUAUAAAAUUAAUAAACCUUGGCUGAUACUCUGCAGGGGGCAUCUUUGAAAGACAUUAAUAUCGGUAUUGUCUUAGCAGGAUGAAAUGCUUGACAGUGGUAGGCCUAUGUCCAAGUUCUGUAUUUAUUGUAAUAUUCACCUGAACUCUAUCCGAAUAUAGAUUAAUUUGAUGUUCAAAUGCAAUGGCUUUAUAGCAAACUGUAUGUUUAUAAAUAAAAUGUUUUAAAGAAA
Messenger RNA from Esox lucius (northern pike), 6549 nucleotides. Its product is annotated as LIM and calponin homology domains-containing protein 1. The record is from RefSeq and is a predicted model, not a curated record. Lineage: Eukaryota; Metazoa; Chordata; Actinopteri; Esociformes; Esocidae. The coding region runs from base 264 to 4517 and encodes 1417 amino acids. Gene Ontology annotation, biological process: positive regulation of stress fiber assembly; regulation of focal adhesion assembly. The transcript has 29 exons. Gene Ontology annotation, cellular component: stress fiber. Gene Ontology annotation, molecular function: myosin II head/neck binding.